Molecule: messenger RNA, 2478 nt
Organism: Rotaria sordida
Lineage: Eukaryota; Metazoa; Rotifera; Eurotatoria; Philodinida; Philodinidae
Source: the annotation of a GenBank genome assembly
AUGGCUUCAACAUUAUCAUCUCCCUCAUUAUGUCAACAAUCUCAAUGUGAUGCAUAUCAAUUUACUAUCUGUCGACAUUGUCAAUUAUUUCUUUGUAUAAGACAUUUAGCUGAACAUCAACAACAAUUUCCAAGUGAUUUUCAACGUUUAUUAGAUGAUGCACGAAGACAACAAGCACAAUUAGCAUCAUUUGAUAAACGAUUAACUGAACAACGUUUAAAAUUAAAUCAAGCUCUUGAUAAUGAAAUGGAACAUUUUAGACAAUUAAAUGCAUAUGUACAAUCAAAAACAUCAGUAUCAAAUAAUAUUGGACCAGAUGAUUUUGUUAAUAUGCGUUCAUGUCUUGCACGAUUACAACAAACAGCCGCCUUUUUACCCGUUAUUGAUAAAAUUGGACAAUUGAUUGGUGAACACGAAUCAGCAACAGCUACAAAUACUAGUAAUGCUCCAUUUAAUGAUGAAAGUUUAUAUGGUACAUUUGGUGAUUCACGAUUAUUUUUAAUAUCGAAUCUUAAACAAGACCAAAAUAAUAAAAAUGAUCGAAAUCGUUCAGACAACAUUUCAGAUCUACUAAAUUCCUCUUCUAUUUCCUAUUCAAAUCAAGAUCUUUUGUCAUCAAACAUCGAAAAAGUAACAGAAAAUGAUGAUGAACUACCAGAAAUUGAAACUAAUCAACCUCAUAAUUCAUUAACGGUUCGAGAAUUAAAAACUUACAAAUGUGACUAUUGUCCAUUAGCAACAAAUACUUAUGGUAUUGAACGACAUCAUCAAGUUCGUCAUAUACCAUGUAUACGUCGUUCAAAUUCUCAAAUAUCAUUAUUUGAACAUCUUAAACAAUAUCAUUAUUUAAAUUAUGCAGCAUCAAUGCAAAUUGUUCGUCUUGUAUCAUCCGGUGAUCUUGAUGAUCAUCCAACAUUAUUUUCAUCAGCUAAUGAAUCAUCAAUUGUUUCAAUACUUCCAUCAUUUUUUCGUGCACCAUGUCCAUUAACACGACAUAAUGUAUUUGGUCUUGGACCAAUGCAUGGUAUACGUUUAUGUUCACCAUCAGUUGAACAACAAGAUUUUGCAUUAUAUGAUCAUUUUCUUGCAUAUCAUCAAUUAAAUCGUGCAAGUGCUAUGAAAUUAGUUAAAGCUAUGAUGAAAAAUGAAAAUUCUAGUCAACGUAUAUUAUUUCGACCUGAUGAACAAGUUUUAAAUGAAACAGCAUAUGUAUCAUGUCCAUUAAGUAAUUAUAAUGCUGUUUUACCACAUCAAGAACGUAUACCACAUACACCAUGUCAAUCAACAGUUAAAUUACGUUAUUUAACUGGACAUUUACGUGAUGUACAUCAUUUAAAUAAAACAGCAGCUAAACGUAUUGCAUCAGCAUUACGUAAUGAACAAGGAACAAUUGAUAGUAGAUCUAUUGGAUUAUUUGAAAGAGAUGAAAAUAUUCUUAAAUCAAAAAAGAAAAAGAAUAAUGCAAAUCGUUUUCGACCACCAGCACAAUUAGCCAAAUAUGUUCAGCAAAAUAAUAAUCAUAAUCAACAGCAACCUCCACCACCUAUAUGGCAGUUAGUUUCAAAUACAAAAAAAUUACAAACGAAUCAAAAUGCAUCAAAAGGUUCUUUUACGUGGCAGCGUAAUUUUGAUAUUGUUCGUAUUAUCUAUUGCAUAUGCGAUGAAUGCGAAACAGAAACAACUGUCCAAGAAGAUACAACAGUUACAGUUACACCUGAAUCAACUACAAUAGUUGAAACUACACAAAAACCAAGUAAAACAACUAAAAAACGGCACAAAUCAUCUAAAUACGGCAAUAAACGAAGACGUCCAGGAUACGGUACCAUGAGUGAAAACGAUAGAUCAUCAUUGAACUCAUUAAAUGUUUGGAUUGCCUUUGGUGAUGGCUGGUUAGUUGAUGAAACACCAAGAUCUGGUGGACGAGGACGUGGUGAUCGUCGAAAUAAUGCAAAUUAUAAUAACGAAAUGGGUGAUGAAGAUACCGGUGAUGAUUAUAAGAAAGAAAAUAAUGAUAAACAACGUGCAUUUUCACGUAUACGUUUUCCAGUUCGUCAUUUUCCAAAUUAUCGUCAAUUUCCUAUUACACGUUUUCCACCACUUAUGUCAAUUCUUCCAUGGCUUCCAAUCUUUUAUGAUAAAGUUACUUAUCAAACAAUUAUUUUUUCACCAACAGGCGGCAUUUAUAUUUUACCUCCAUUGAUCAAUUUCUAUGGUCAACGUUUUGCUGUUGCUCAACUUAUCAAAUGGGGAUAUGCUUCUUUAGUUAGUACAGGUGCACCUCCACCACCUAAUGUUGAUGUAGCUUCACUUGUUCAACCAUCACAAGUUGUCAAUGUUGCUAAUACAGCUCCUACACCAGGCCUUGCUUUUGAUGAAAAACGAGUACAAUUUACUGAUGUUGAAGGUGAAGAUGAUACUUAUGACCCACCAUUUAACAAGAACUAUGGUUCGGAUUCAAAUUAUGAUACAACAAGUUAA